Pipistrellus kuhlii (Kuhl's pipistrelle) is the source of this 1076-nucleotide messenger RNA. RefSeq names its product testis expressed 12 (gene TEX12). Gene Ontology annotation, biological process: synaptonemal complex assembly. The transcript has 4 exons. The record is from RefSeq and is a predicted model, not a curated record. The coding region runs from base 107 to 496 and encodes 129 amino acids. NCBI's taxonomy places the organism in Eukaryota, Metazoa, Chordata, Mammalia, Chiroptera, Vespertilionidae. Gene Ontology annotation, cellular component: central element.
AAAUUAACACUGGCAAUGGGUGGAAAGAUUCAAGGGAUCUGUGUAGCAUGGAGUUUGUACUUAAGUUUGGCAUUGCUCUAAAUUUUGCAGCUCUUACCUCCAGAUUAUGAUGGCAAACCACCUUGUAAAACCUGAUACCAGAAAUUGCAAGAGACCCAGAGAGUUGGAGCCUCAAAUGCCAGAUAGUCCCCAACUGUCCUCUCCUGGAAAAUCAGAUGCCUCUUUCUCUGAAAGCUCUGGACUAUUUUAUAAAGAUGAAGCCCUGGAGAAAGAUUUGAAUGUGUUUUUUUUUUUAAUAGAUAUAAGCAAGGAAAUUAGUCUAAUGUUGUCUACAUAUGCAAAAAUUUUAAGUGAGAGAGCAGCAGUAGAUGCUUCUUUCAUCGAUGAAAUAGAAGGACUCUUCAAAGAAGCCAAUACUAUUGAAAACUUUCUAGUACAAAAAAGAGAGCUCCUGAGACAGAGGUUUACAGUUAUUGCAAAUACACUACACAGUUAAAAGUCGUGUACUUAAAAUAAGCUGAGAAUUUUAAAACCCAUUAUUGUUGUAAGGAAAUGACAUUUAUGCUCUAAAAGCUCUCUCCUUGUUAAAAUGUAUGCCUUACACAUAAAAGGGAUACACCUUGAAUUUCUUUUCUAGACUUAAAGGGGGCUUUAAACUUGAUAUUAAUACCUUUUGAGGGUCAGCUCUUUGGUGUAGUUAAAAAAAGUGUAAAUUAAAUUAUUGAUUCUUUUAUUUUUUUAACACCCUAGUCUUCAACUUCAAAAAGAGGAUUCAAUGAGUUAAUUUGAUGUUUAACAACAUUGUACUUUUUGGGGGGAAUAUUUUAUUUAAAUAGAAGAUAGCAUUGGAGAUAGUUUUAAAAUGUUUUUCAUGGUUAGUUUUAUAAAAAAAAUUAAAACCUACAGGUGAAUUGUUCAGUUUCUCAAUAUGUAGAAAACUAUGUGUGCUCUUGCUAUUUAAUAUAAUAAUUUUAUUAUUUCACUAUUAGUUAUUAUACAUGAUUAAUAAAAGUUUUUUGUUUAUAAUUAUUUUCUUGUGCUAUAAUAAAAACCAGAAAUAACCAGACCUCAUAUGA